GGGAACAGGAUUGGGAAGCAGGGUGAGGCGGGCCCCGCGGAGCCGGUGGAGAAGAUGGCCGGCAGCCCGGAGAAGAGUUCCACCGCGCAGGAGCUGAAGGAGCAGGGGAACCGCCUGUUCCUCUGCCGCAAGUACCAGGAGGCUGCGACCUGCUACAGCAAGGCGAUUAACCGCAACCCGUCCGUGGCAGUGUACUACACCAACCGAGCCCUGUGCCAUGUGAAGCUGCAGCAGCAUGACAAGGCUCUGUCAGACUGUAAGCAUGCUCUGGAACUGGACACCCAAUCUGUCAAGGCCCACUUCUUCCUGGGCCAGUGUCACCUGGAGCUGGAGAACUAUGACGAAGCCAUCGGAAACCUGCAGAAAGCGUACAAUCUGGCAAAAGAACAGAGGCUCAAUUUCGGUGACGACAUCCCUGGCGCUUUGCGUAUUGCGAAGAAGAAACGUUGGAACAGCAUUGAAGAGAAACGCAUCAAUCAGGAGAAUGAACUGCACGCCUACCUGAGCAAGCUCAUUCUGGCAGAAAAGGAGCGACAACUUGAAGACUACAAGGAAAAGCAAGACGAUGAUCUCAUUAGUGGCGACGUGGCCAAGAUUGCGUCCAAACACGACAAGUAUUUAAUGGACAUGGAUGAGCUGUUUUCUCAAGUGGACGAGAAAAGAAAAAAACGGGAAAUUCCAGACUAUCUGUGUGGCAAGAUCAGUUUUGAGUUGAUGAGAGAGCCAUGCAUCACACCCAGUGGGAUUACCUACGACCGCAAAGACAUCGAAGAGCACCUUCAGCGAGUGGGCCAUUUCGACCCGGUCACCCGAAGCCCACUGACCCAGGACCAGCUGAUCCCCAACCUGGCCAUGAAGGAAGUGAUCGAUGCCUUUAUCCAGGAGAACGGCUGGGUGGAGGACUACUAA
Nerophis lumbriciformis (worm pipefish) is the source of this 909-nucleotide messenger RNA. The record is from RefSeq and is a predicted model, not a curated record. Lineage: Eukaryota; Metazoa; Chordata; Actinopteri; Syngnathiformes; Syngnathidae.